CGCGGGGAGAUUGAUGGAGCGAGGCGCAUCAGCGCACAGACUCGUCGGAUUCGGAUCGCAUGACUCCACAUAUAUCGCAAAUACCUAUGCAUGAGACAGUCUCACGAACUGCAAUUUACACGAAUUCGGACCAGUAACAGUCAAUGGGGCGACACCUCCACCUUUCAAUCAAGCAGUAAGCUUGUCGACGGAUCAUCCUGGGCUAGGAACUCCUCAAGCCGUUUGAUCAAUCAACGUGACAUUUUGCACCGACUCAGCCCUGGGUUCCCAGACGCGAUACAGUCAUGCCUGCAACGACAAUCCCGCAGACACCCUCUCUCUCCACAUACCUCAAGUCCCUGAAACACAAUGACAUUGAGACCUCGAUCGAACUGUUCAUAUCCUUGCUCAAGCGGCGCCAGAUAAAAAACUCGAGACCUUGUGCGAUUGCCACGACCCAUUUAUUACUUCACGUUGUUGCGGCAGAGCGCAUCCGCGACGCUUCGAAACUGAUCCAGCACGUUCGCGAUGUGGGCCGAAGACUGGUCGCUGCUCAGCCGCGGGAGAUGGCCGUCGGCAACAUUGUGCGACGAGUCCUUGGUGUCAUCCGCGAAGUCGCAGAGGAGGACCAGGAUGCGGCAGGAGGCACUCCGCUGUCUCCGCCCACCCCUCUGACUCCUGUCCCGGGCGAGACCCUCCAAAGGCCUCCGUUACCGACCAAGAUGUCCGAGUUUAGCCCGCUUCAUGGGGCAGCAGCGCUUCCGCAGGAUUUACUGGCGACAGCAGCCAGUUCAACUCAAGACUGGCAGUCAGAAGACGCCGCCCAGCGGCCGCUAUUACCCGGAUCGAGCACAUCUUAUGCGGGACAACCGCCUUCAGUGACGUCCCUCUUCAGCAUUCUUCAGCAGCCUGCAGGCCGCUCUCCUUUUGCCACUCCGCCAACCGCUUCGCAGUCUCCAUUGAUAAAGCCAGUACCUCAAACGCAUGACGAUGAAGUCAAGGAGAAGCUUGACAUCAAAGCCGAAGUCAUCAACGGCAUACAAGAAUUGCAGGAUGAGCUGGACGUGGUAGACACUCAAAUCGCCGAGUCUGCUCUGGACCACAUCCACAGCAACGAGAUCAUACUCACACAUACGUCCUCGCAAACUGUGCAGAGAUUCCUCGCAACGGCAGCACGAAAGCGCAAGUUCACCGUCGUCCAUGCAGAAGCCUACCCGAACGAUCACGAGGCAACGCACGCCACCAUUGUUAACGGUGGCAAGAAAGGGUCCGGUGAGGACGAAGAAGGCGGCGACGAGCGGUGGAAGCCUCUCACAAGCAUGGGCAUUACCGUCAUCCUCAUCCCAGACUCUGCAGUCUUUGCCCUCAUGUCGCGCAUCAACAAGGUGAUCAUGGCCCCUCAUACCGUGCUUGCGAAUGGCUCGUUACUGGCUGCUGCCGGCGCGGCAACGAUCGCGCAGGCGGCGAAACAUCACCGGGUGCCUGUAGUGGUGCUGAGCGGAGUCUACAAACUCAGUCCGGUGUAUCCGUUCGCAACGGAUGAUCUGAUCGAAUACGGAGAUCCGAGUAAAGUUGUCGGAUUCGAGGAAGGGGAGUUCAUGGAGAAGGUGGAUGUUGUGAAUCCGAUCUAUGAUUGGGUGGACAGUGAGCUGGUGGACCUCUACAUUACGAAUCUUGGAGGAUGCGCGCCCAGCUUUCUGUAUCGCAUCGUGGCGGAUCACUACCGUGUGGAAGACAUCGAUCUGAGUGCGAAGUAGACCAAGCCUGAAGCAAUAGCAAGAUAUCGCCCCCAAACGCAGUCGUCGUUCGUCCUUCGCUUUGACAUGUGAACGGGAUGGCGCCACCGGCGAUCCCCUUUCUCGGCCCGCCAACGCGAUCCACUCGAGAUCGUCAGUGCUUCCCAAUGGCUUAACCCCACCUCCCGUCGCCGAGAGACAUUUCAUAGAUUGCGGCCAGCGAUGCCUCGAAAGGGUCAAACAACAGACAUUCACCCUUUCGACAGCUACACGCAGAUCUGACCAAACCUUCACUU
Molecule: messenger RNA, 2011 nt
Organism: Baudoinia panamericana UAMH 10762
Lineage: Eukaryota; Fungi; Ascomycota; Dothideomycetes; Mycosphaerellales; Teratosphaeriaceae
Exons: 1
Coding region: 285-1736 (483 amino acids)
Biological process (GO): translational initiation
Cellular component (GO): eukaryotic translation initiation factor 2B complex
Molecular function (GO): translation initiation factor activity; guanyl-nucleotide exchange factor activity
Source: RefSeq, a predicted model, not a curated record